GAAUAGUUUAUCUGUUUUUCUAUAAGAGUAUGUUAACUAUUUCUUCAACAUUUGCGUCCAGGAUAGAAUCCCCUAUUUCUAUGCCUACAUUCCUCUGCAGUUUCUGGGAAAAAUUCCAUUCAUCAAAUGUGCUAGAGAAGCAAAUGCUCAUUAUCUGGUCUGCAUUUGUAAUAGCUUUGAAGUUGUUCCUCCAUGAGUCAUUAUGCCUGUCAAGCCCUUUCAGAUCCAUAAACUUUUGAAUGCAGUGUUGUCUAUUUUUCUUGCUACCUUGGAUAUGGGUUUCCUGUGGAUUCAUCAAUGCAAUUAAACAGAAGCUUCCCUAGCUUUAAUUAUCCCUUGGUUCUCUGAUGCUGGGAAGAAAAUGGCUCAUUUGUCUCAUUGUGUUCUGUAAAUUCAUUAUUGAUGCACCUCUCAGUCAUUGGUUUUACUUGAAGCUCUGAAAAAAGGUGAGAAAAAGUUUGCUUUAGUAUUUCAGUCAAAGUGAGAAUUAAAACUUUGUGUCUUCUCUUGUGGAUGUGAUGUACUGUUUCAUUGGAAAGAAUUGGUUAUUGCAUUGUACUUUACUCUUCUUCUUUCAUUUUUCUUAAAUAUAAGAUGACAACUAGAGACACUCCAAAUCAACAAGAAGAAUGUAUAGAACUCUUGAACCUUCUCUCCAUGACACUUCAUUUAGUUUUGAUACUAGGUUGGUGUGCUUUACUUUCAUGCAUUAGCUCUUUUGCUGUGUAUUUGUAGUUGUCUGUAAGCCUUUUGAGUAACUGAGCU
Messenger RNA from Rubroshorea leprosula, 765 nucleotides. Lineage: Eukaryota; Viridiplantae; Streptophyta; Magnoliopsida; Malvales; Dipterocarpaceae. The record is from the annotation of a GenBank genome assembly.